GAUCGAUCCAUCAAUGGCUGCCAACACUACAAGGCACAUUCUUGGCGAUGAAGAAAGCCAUCCUCAUAAUAUUGGUGGCAGCAAAAGAAUCGCAGCCGUCUCCUCUCCAUUCCCAAUGCAAGGGGGAUCACGAGUGGACUGGCGAUGAUCAGAAAACUCCCCCGCCUCCCGUCACGCUUGCUCAGAAGCUGGGCUUGAUGGACUUCUUUUCAUUCAAUGUGUGGCGGGCAUCGAUAGGGGAGCUCAUCGGCACGGCCGUGCUGGUCUUCAUGAUUGACACCAUAGUCAUAUCCACGUUCGAAAGUGACAUCAAAAUGCCAAAUUUAGUUAUGUCGGUUCUUAUCACUAUUGUCAUCACCAUCCUACUACUCGCCGUGUUUCCGGUCUCCGGCGGCCACAUAAACCCCAUUAUCUCCUUCUCCGCCGCCUUAGUCGGGAUUAUUUCCAUGUCCAGGGCGGUAAUCUACACGGUAGCACAGUGCGUUGGUGCUACCCUGGGCGCGCUGGCGCUCAAGGCGGUGGUGAGUAGCAGCAUCGAGAACACUUUCUCGUUGGGAGGAUGCACGUUAACGGUUAUUGCGCCGGGCCCAAAUGGGCCCAUUACUGUUGGGCUCGAGAUGGCCCAGGCUUUCUGGCUCGAGAUCUUCUGUUCAUUCGUAUUCCUUUUCGCUUCCAUUUGGAUGGCGUAUGAUCACCGGCAGGCCGAGAGGCUAGGGCUUGUCAAGGUUUUGUCGAUCGUCGGAAUGGUGUUGGGCCUGCUGGUGUUCAUCUCGACGACGGUGACGGCCACCAAGGGAUACGCCGGAGCCGGGAUGAAUCCGGCGAGGUGUUUCGGGGCUGCAGUUGUUAGAGGAGGACACCUGUGGGAUGGUCAUUGGAUAUUCUGGGUGGGGCCUUUCAUUGCUUGCGUGGCAUUCUAUUUGUACACUAAGAUCAUUCCAUCUCAGCAUUUCCAUGCAACCGGAUAUCCACAUGAUUUCUUCUCCACUCUCAAGCUUGCCUGCGGAUCCCAACUAUAGCUAUAACUAUACUAUAUGUAUUGUACUGCCUCUAACAUAAUCCAUAUGUUGGGGUUAUAAGAACUAAUGUCUUUGUUAUAAGUUUCAAUUUUGAAAUAAUAUAAUGUAUUAAAAUUAAAGUUGUAUUUUGUCUGUGAAGUUGUUGCAUGGUACGGUGUCUCUUUCUUUGCA
Ipomoea triloba (trilobed morning glory) is the source of this 1190-nucleotide messenger RNA. RefSeq names its product aquaporin PIP-type-like. The transcript is spliced from 3 exons. The record is from RefSeq and is a predicted model, not a curated record. Lineage: Eukaryota; Viridiplantae; Streptophyta; Magnoliopsida; Solanales; Convolvulaceae. The coding region runs from base 48 to 1019 and encodes 323 amino acids. Gene Ontology annotation, molecular function: channel activity. Gene Ontology annotation, cellular component: membrane. Gene Ontology annotation, biological process: transmembrane transport.